Drosophila subobscura is the source of this 2644-nucleotide messenger RNA. RefSeq names its product ecdysone-induced protein 74EF. Bases 200 to 2284 code for a protein of 694 amino acids. NCBI's taxonomy places the organism in Eukaryota, Metazoa, Arthropoda, Insecta, Diptera, Drosophilidae. The record is from RefSeq and is a predicted model, not a curated record. The transcript is spliced from 4 exons.
ACAUUGUUCGGGUUCGGGUUCGGUCUCCGUCUCCGUCUCCGCCUCCGUCUCCAACACUGCUCUCUGCUGCCAUCGACAGCCAGCUCGAAGCUCAGCUACGUAGCGAUCGCAACGUAAGCCACUCCGGUUGCGGUUGGGUUCUUCGGGACGGACCUUUGUUCUCGCCACGCCACUGGAAAUCUCCCAAAUAGUGCUGAGAAUGGGCGACUCCACGCCCAUCUGCCGCUGCCGCGUGCUCUAUUUGGGCAGCGCGGUGCCGCGCCAGAGCAAGGAUGGGCUCCAGGGCAUUCAGGAGCCGCUGCGCAGCCUCUACCCCUCGGAGGGGGCGGUGGGCGCCAAGGGCAUCGACAGCUGGCUGAGCGUCUGGUCGAACGGCAUUCUGCUGGAGAAUGUGGACGAGAACCUCAAGCAGAUCACGCGCUUCUUCCCAAUCGAGUCGCUCCACUACUGCGCAGCCGUGCGGCAGGUUCUCAUUCCCGAGCGCGGCAACUCGCAUCCGGAGCCGAAGUUCCUGCCCCUGGACUCGCCAUUCGCCCGCAUGCCGCGCGCCCAGCAUCCGCCCAUCUUUGCCGCGAUCCUGCGCCGCACCACUGGCAUCAAGGUGCUCGAGUGCCACGUGUUCAUCUGCAAGCGGGAGGCUGCGGCCAACGCUCUAGUCAGGUGCUGCUUCCACGCCUAUGCCGACAACUCGUAUGCCCGCCAGCUGGAGACGGGCAGCACGGCGGGCGGAGGAGGCAGCAGCGUCUACGGCACCGUUAAGAGUGCCACAGGCAGCAAGUCCAACGGCGAUCUGGCCAACGGAAAUGGAAAUGGAAAUGGAAGUGGAAACGGGCACGGAAGCCAUCAUCUGUCCCUCGCCGCCCAGGGCGGCUGGCGGUCUCGUGCCGGCAGUACAACAACGCUCAACAGCCUGGGGCGCGCAUCGAACGGACAUGCCCCCAAUGGAUCCGCACUUGGCAUGAACGGUGGCAGCACUGGCAGUGCCGCGGAGGGCUACACCUCCGUCAAGAACUUUUAUGGGAGCAGCGCCGACCUGAAUGUGACAGGGGAUGAUGGCGACGCUUCGCUGUACAAUGGCGACGAGAACCACAAGGUGUGGAGUGGGUCACAGGACCAGCUGGACAGCAUCGGGCCCGCUGAGAGUCCUUACGAAGUGUACACCGGCAACACCUCCACAUUGGGCAGGCCGCUGCGGGCACGUCAGAUGAGCGCCCCCAUCGAUGUGGCUCCGCCCCCAGUCAAGGAGGAGCGCAAGCAGAAGCGCGACAAGAAGUCGUCCAAGUCCAGCGGAAGCCAGAGCCUGUCGGGCACCCUCAUCAGGCCGAAGCCUAUGCACCCUGCCGCCAUGCACCGCUCUGGCCUCCCGAGCUCCGCCGGUCCCGGCAGCGUCAUCUACGGCCCCGUCUCCGGCCACGGACAUGGGCCGCACUCGCACUCUGCCCGCUAUCACACCAUCAGUCAUCGGGGCUUCCCCCCGGGUCCACCGCCGCCCAGUCACAUGGUCCACCACCCGCAGGCGCAGCUUAGCCACCAGCACCACAUGCAGAUGCACCAUGCGGCACACCAGCACAUGGGCGGCAUGCCCCCCCUUCAAAUUCCGGUCAUGAUGCCGCAGCAGUACGCGACACUGCAGCCGUCGCGCUCGACCAGCAAAAAGAAGAAGAAGGACAAGAAGAGCGGGGGAGGGGGAGGGGGAGGUGGAGUCCCCGUCGGCAUGCCCAUAGUGCCCCCAAUCUACGCCUACCACCAGCAGCAGGCGAUGGGCGGCGUCCCUCCUCCGCAGAUGGCUCAAUCGAUGAUUGGGGAGCCGCGACCGCUGGGAAUGUCUAGCCGAAAAAUGGCGGCGUCGAUGGGCAACGGCCUGGAUGACUCUGGCAACUCGGGGGCCGAGUCACCGUCGCCGGGAGGCACUGGAAUCUACAAGCGCAAGGGCCACCUGAACGAGCGGGCCUUCAGCUAUUCCAUCCGUCAGGAGCACCGCAGCCGCAGCCACGGCUCGUUGGCCAGCCUGCAGUUCAAUCCCCCGGACAUGAAGAAGGAGCGCGAGAUCGCCCAAAUGGUGGCGGGCCUGGACCUGAACGAGGGCGAACGACAGAUGGGUCCGAGCACUCUGCAGCGCAAGCAGGCCGCCAUGACGAUGACGAAUGGCGGAGGUCCCGGACAACAUCCGCAUCCACACGCGCACGCCCCACAUCCGCAUCAGCAUCCGCAUCAGCAUCCACAUCCGCAUGCCAUAUACGGGCCCCUGGGGCCAUCGAGUAGCUUCGGCAAGCCACGAAGAUAGGAGAUGGGCGACUAGGACAAAGUGCAUGGGACAUGUACAUAGAAUUAGACAACGUUUAGCGAUGCUGGUCAAAUUAGAAAGGGAACCAUCGAAGCUGCCCCCGCCAACCUCCUCCAGCAACAAGCAGCAUUCAGAUGUCCUGAGAAUUCCGACACUGAAUCCAACAUAAUCAAUGAAUAUGUGUGCCUUAUUAGGUUUAUACUUUAAGUAAAUCCGCUAGCGGCUAACCAUUCAUACAUUGUACAUGGCUGUACAGCGCUGUACUUCGUACUUGAACCACCAUAAUUCAUAAUACAUAACACAGCAAGUAGAAUACAUAAUAGAAUACGCUUGGAUGAACCGGCCGGAUGAACAAAUGAA